AACCAAGAUUCCUUCCCACAUGUCGUUUCUGAUAAGCAUCAAACAUCGUACGUGUGAGCAACCUCAUAUAUGGUACCACCUUAUCAGCUUCGUUGAAGUGCUUUGUCUAGAUCAUCGUAUCUAUAUGAAACACGAAUGUCCAAAAGGAAACAGAGGAGAUAUCACAGUGGUUAUUUGUCUGUUUUGUGAUACAGGAGUUCGGCCAAACCCUGACGAAGAUCCAAACAUAACUUGGGAUAAACAUGUUAAUAAUAAUACACAUUGUGAUCCCUCAAGAGCUGUCAAGAAGAAGAAACAAUGUCCUGUUCCUAGUUGUUCUGGACCCAAGACACCUGAUUCGAGAGUCUCGAGUACAAACACAACAGUAGCUGCUACAAGCGCUCCUGCAUCAUCGUCAUCUUCUUCAAUAUCGUCUGCUAGUCUUUUGGCUCCAUUGUCAUUGGAAGCACGUAUUAGAAAUAGAAGAUUGAAUCGGACAAGAUUAAAUCGGACCAAGGAAGAUGAAGAUCCUAGAGUGGUACAAAUCCCCCUAUGGAUGAUCAGGGAAGGAUUGGAUUAUCUGGUUAGGGAACCGAGAGGACAGAUGAGUCAAGAAGAAGAAGAUGUUGAAUGGGAAGAAGAAUAAGCUCAUGUUUCAGGUCGUUUUGAGUUUACUGUUACUUCAUAUCCAAUUCACCUUACUAGAUAGAUGAUCAUAUGAAACAACACAUUAGUUAGUUAGUUAGAAGAGACCUUGUUUAGGUUUUUAAAGUAUAAAACCGAAAUAGAGCAUUUGCAUUUCU
Messenger RNA from Arabidopsis arenosa, 782 nucleotides. The record is from the annotation of a GenBank genome assembly. NCBI's taxonomy places the organism in Eukaryota, Viridiplantae, Streptophyta, Magnoliopsida, Brassicales, Brassicaceae.